ACGCACCAAUUCCAGAUGUUGUCCCACGCCCAGAACCCGUUGACAUCAAGGAAGAGCCGGGUGAGAAUGGGGAGGGUGACAACAGCAGCAGCGCCAACUCAAACACUCCCACUGUCUCCCCUUGUAUGCUGCCAUCUACGUCGACUAAGCCACCAGGCACCAUGCCAGCAAGGACAGCUAGUAUCGUUGGACAGGUCAAACGAAAACUCGCCCAAGAUCUCUCCUCGUCAUUUCUUUCGUCAUCGUCAGACGACGACACCGACGAUGUCGGGCCUCCAUUGCUUCAAAAGGAAAUACCGAUAAAGAGAUUAUGUGGCGGUUUUAAAGCUAAGUCUAUCCCAAAAGUUAAACGAAAAGACUCAUCUUUGAUUAAGAAAUCUAAGUCAUCUUUGUCGAAUGGUAAAGCAAAGACGGCUCCUGUUACCCCUGUUGCACCGAGAAAUCCGGUAUCACUUAAGAGGAAAAAGAAAGAAGGUAAAAAGAAGGUGAAGAAGAAGAAAAGGAUGCUGCAACCAAAGGUAUCGCUGAAGAAUCCGUCACCUGUUGUAAAAAUCCGUAUCAUGCGGAAGACGAAGAAAGACGGAACAGUCAUUCGAACCAAGCAUUAUGAACAUAAAGAUGGCUCGAUCACUAUCCGCAGAUUAAAACCAAAAGUUAAAAAACUGAAAGGGAAAGGGAAAGCAAAAGGUAAUCUUAAAAUCAACAAGACAAAUGCCGUUGUCCGUAAAGAAAGUCUGCCGAAAUUGAAGAAGAAGAAAAAGAAAUUGAAGGUAAAACAGCAACAGCCAGUGACUGCGCUGCCAAAGAAAGUGAAAUCAGAAAAGAAGAUUGUGAAAGUGAAAACAAAAACGAAAUUGAAGGUAAAGAAACAAAAGGUAUCGCCCCCAUCAAAACCACUCCCGCCACCACCACAUUCCCUUUCGCGCCAUUCAUCAACGACAUCUUCAUCGUCGUCAUCAUCAUCAUCAUCCUCCUCAUCGUCAUCUGCGUCCCCGUCACCGUCGCCAUCACCAAUGCCACCGUCUUCACCCAAACACACCUCCCACCAUCACUCGUCAUCGCUAGUGUCGAGACCCGUCAAGUCGGAGGUGACCGCCGAGCUCGUACCACCUCCCAAGCAUGUUGCCGAGGUGAAAGAAACGGAGUUCGGUAAACUCGGCCCUAUAAAGAUUGUCAUCCGGAGCAAUUCACGAUCAUCAGAAAUUGACGAGAAAAGCCCAAGGAAGGACAAGAGUCCCAUGGGUCACAAGAAAGAGGGAAGUUUGUUUAGCCCAACUGCGCCCUUGGAAUGUAGUCUUAUUAGUCCGACACCUGAUCCGCCUUUGCCGACAAUCACGGAGAGCAGUAAUAGUGUCAAAAAAACUAAUGUGGUUUCAACUGGUGGCAAGUCCGGAAAUACACCAAGCACCAAGUCCAGCAGCACUGUCACCAACGGUGUUAAAUCGAGCACGGUCAGCAGUCCCAAGUCAAAUGGUACCAUCAAUAGCUCCAGCAAGUCAGCUAGUCACUCGAAAAGCGGUGUAAAGUUGGGAUCCGAUGUAAACGCAACUAUCAAGAGCAGUAACUCCACUGGGAACACGGGGAGCUUGAAGAGCAAUAGCGCUGCCGGGAACACGAGUUUGAAGAGCAGUAGUGCUGCCGGGAACACGAGCUUUAAGAGCAGUAGCGCUGCCGGGAACACAAGCUUGAAGAGCAGUAGCGCUGCCGGAAACACGAGCUUUAAGAGCAGUAGCGCUGCUGGGAACACGAGCUUGAAGAGCAGUAGCGUUGCCGGAAAUACGAGCUUGAAGAACGCUAGCUCUACUGGGAACACCAGUAUGAAAUCAAGUACCUCGAUCGGUAGCAUAAGCUCGAAAAUAAAUAGUUCGUCGGUGAAUAACGGAGUAAAGCCUAGCGGCUCGACAGGGAAUGGCGGGGCGAAGCAGAACGGUGUGACGACGACGACAACGAGUGGCGGAGUGAAGCAGACCGCUACGACAGCGAUUGGCGAAACGAAGCCGAGCGGCACGACAGAGAGUGAUGGUUUGAAGCAGAGCGGAAUGGCAGGGAUUGGCGAGACGAAGUCGAACGGCACGGCAGUGAUUGGCGGGGCAAAGUCGAAUGACUCGACGACAAGUAGCGGGGUGAAGCCGAUCAGCACGGCAGAGAAUGUUGGGAUGAAACAGAGCGACAUGACAGGGAGUAGUGGGUUGAGUAUCACGGCGGUUAAUGCCGGGGUGAUGCCGAGCGGCACGGCAGGAAAUAGCACUGUGAGGCCAACCGGCACUGACGCAGCAAGACCGAAAAGUGCGAUGAGCCCGAUUAGCUCGGCAGAUAACAUGGAGAAACAGCAAAUUUCUGCCGCCACGGGCCCGGUCAAGACGUCCACUACAGCCUCUGCAAGCAGCGUCAAGCAGGACAAUACUCCGAACGGUAGUGUCAAGUCGACUGUUGUAGGAAAUUUUAAAUCAAGUAGUAUGUCUAUCAACAACAAUACAAAAUCAAGUCUCAUAUCCAAGACAAAUUCCAAACCAAGUGGCAAAAUCAUCAGCAGUGCUAAGGUGUCUACCAAGGACAAGAUAGCGAGCAGUAAAAAGGCACCUCUGAAAAGUCCACCGGCUUCCAAGAACAUAGUAGAGAGCAGUCCAUAUGACUACGAAGAUGAAGAUGAUUGUCCACUGGUUAUAGAUGAAAAACCGUCGAAUAAAUCCGAGAAGGUGAAAUCCUCAUUCAAGAAAGACAUCGUCGCAUCAAUUAAACAAAAUUUAUUAAAUCCAGAAAAGAAAGUGAGUGAGAAAGUAUCAACUGUUCCCAAAGCUGUUGACAAGAAACAUGACACCUGCAAACCUGCUGGUACUAAGGACUGUAUAAAGAACAGCAACUGGAGUUUGAAUCGCUCUGAUCUUAUGCCAAAGAAAAUCAAUGCAUCAACCCCAACUGCAUCACCGAAAUCUUCUUUUCCAAAGACCAACGAUGGUUCGAGUAGACAAGACGCACCAACGAAAGCGACGAACCAGGAUUUAAAAACCAAAAACAGUAAUUUAAGUCAAAUGUUGAACGCACCCUUGCGAGAAAAAGUCGUUCCAAAGACGACUCCAGCUCAUAAGUCACCUUUCACGACUCCUGCAAAUUCUUGGAACAAUCAAAUAAUUGGAAGCCUAAAUGGGAAACCAAAUCCCUAUGAAACUGUUGUAAAUCGCGUAGAAUCCGUUACGAAUCGUCCCCAAACCGUUCAGAAUCGCGAGAUAAUGAGAGCCCCUCCCCAAGCUUUCAUAAAACAGAAGAAUGGACAUUCAAUCGCAAUGGAUUCACCUAACAUGCCAUCAAGAGGGAAGCCAGUUACUGGGGUGGAAAAGUCUAAACCCCCUGGACAAUCUCUCAAACGAAACCUCAGCCCUGUCGAACUGAAUAACAACAUCACAAAGACUCUUGAUAAUCGCGGAAAUGUUAUAAAGGACCCGGCGAAAUUCCAUGAGAAAACGAAGUGUGCUAAAACAAUAUGCAAAAGUGUAGCCCAAAACGUGGAGAAGAGAGAUGGUUUAUCGACGUCACUGCCGCCUCAUCCUCCUCCCAUUCGAGUUCCCGUCGUCCCGAAAUCCAUCCUUACUGUCCGAACCGAACAGAGAGCAUCUUCGUUCACCGCGAUGUCGGUAGAUUGCCCCCUGGAUCUGAGCAUGAAAUCCCCUUCUGCUGCGAAGAUCAAGCGAGAGCUAUGGCGUCCGCAGCCAGAGAAAGUGGAGAAUAUUCUCGUUACCGACGUGAAAAUGGGAGAGUUCACCUUCACCAUUCGAGAAAGUAACACCGCUGAGGGUUUCUUCUCGCAAUCAUGAUGGAUUGAUGAUCAUUGAUCAUAUCCACUUCCGGUAGAAAAUUCAUCAUUUCAUUAGUUUUGAUUCCGGAUUUUUUGUUUCGUUUAUUUAAUAGAAUGUAACUGAAAUAUUAGUUUUCAUUGAUUAAUUAUUUUGUGAUUAUUCCCUUCCAGUUUGCUUCUCUCAUUCUUUAUUUUGGGGUUUAGUUUUUUUUUUUCCUUCUUCUUCUUGCACAAUCAUCAUCAUCAUUAUCUUCAUCUUAUUUCAUUUUUUCCUCUUUGAUUCCAUUUCUUCUCCUUUAUUCAUCAUCAUCUUCUUCCCCGUCUAACUAUCUGAUCAUGACUAUAUGUAUACUACUUCUGAUUAUUGCUCAUCUGAUAAUAUACUACAUUUCGUGGAAGGUGAUUUGAUUGACCUCAAUUUCAAAGUCUUGAUUAUCAUUCUUUUUUCGUUUAUUUUGUUUUCAUUUAGUGGAUUUCGAUAAUUUUAUGAUCAACACCACAUAUAAUAAUUUAUCUGAGAAAAGAUGACAUUUAUUUUGAUGUAGGAAUUCACUAAGAUUUGUCAAUUUAUUUCAUGUGUGUCAUUAUAAACGCUUGUUUGUUGUUAUGUGAUAUAUGAUCAUGAAUUUACUCAGAUUGUGAUCAUUGAUUUACCCAAAGAGAGCAUUGGGUGACCUCCAGGAUUAUACUGUUAAAUUGCUCUACACUUGAAAAACAAAUAUUACGAAUGUAUAUUAUGAAUGCACUUGAAAUAUAUACAGCACUGCCGUUUUAGUAUAAUAUUAUACGGGAUGAGUUAAGAUUUUGUUGAAAGCGAAUUGAAAACAGUUAUUUAUUGACAGAGUGACUAAACGAUUGAAUUUCGAUAUGUAGUCUGAAAAUUUGUUAUGUCGCUCAGCGUUGUCAUCGAUUAUUAAUAGAAAAUGAUUCUCAGCUGUUGUACACAAUGAUGACCCGUAAUGGCAUAUUAUCGAUUUGUGAAAUAUUUGGGGUGUUUUGUUUGUUAUAUAGAGUGUUAAAUGAUUAACAUUUUGUCAUUAUUAUUUAUUGUUGAAAAUCGUUGUAGAUUCAUGUCGAUGGAGAAAAUUGUAUUGUUUACUCUUGAUAUUGGACCAAAUCUGCUUGAUACCGCGCAUGUUAGAGCUUUCCUCUGUUAUGCGAAUAUAUUACUGUUAUGAUUAACAUGUUUUAAAAUGACCACCACAAUUCGGUCAUCGGCUCUCAAUCAGGAACUCGUACAUAAAUCGAAUAUAUCAAUUAGAUUCCCUAGACAAAACUUGAGCACAAUCAAAUUUGUUUUUACAGUAAACGAUUCCAUUGGUGCUGAAAUAUUUGUCAUGGUAUAAAAUCCUUUCAUCGUAAUAACUCCAUCUACUGAAAGCGAAAGCUGCAUCAUGACGUGUUAACGAGAUUAAUUUCAUGCACGUGAAUUCAGACGUUAUUCAAAAUUUUGAGUGUCUGAUGAAUAAGUUUUUGGGGCAAUAUCUUUUUUUUUCUUCAAGAAAACAGUAUUCCCAGUUGUUAAUGUGACAUUUAGCUUGAGAUAUGGUGCUAGUUAGUACCAGUGUGCGUUAAAACCUUUUACAACCUUGAUAUUUUUCUUUAAAAAAUCAGUCAUGCACCGCUUUUUGCUGAUAAUCUUGCCGCCAUUAACUAAUUUUAUAUUAAACCAUGCAUGGUAGCGAUUACACGUAGUUAUCAUUUUCAAUGUGACCAACGCACCGAGGAAUAUUGUAUCAACAUGCGUUUGUUUUCAGUUACCUUGACAAUUAGUGAUGAGAAUGCAGGUUUGAUAGAUUAGAUUGUGCGAAGGAAACACAGGGCGGCUUUAAAAGACAGAAUUUGAAAUUCAAGCGAAGGAAGGUAAAUUCAUCGGGAAAAGUUAGCAUAUUUGAUAGAAAAUAAUAAAGAGGUAUUAGAAAGAGAAAAUUAGAAGAUAUAUAGUUAUAUAUACAUGUUUUAAGAAGAACUUUGUUAUAUGUUUGUGAUUAGUAUUAUAAAAAAAAAAUGAAAUAUUUGUAUAUACACUAUGACAUUAGUUUCACACUUUAUGUAGUCCACUGACAAAUGGAAAUAUAUCAGUAUUAUGUGUUAAUAUUUACUUGAUUUUAUUUGUAAGAUUAUAUGCCAUAUAUUUUGUGCAGAAAUGUAUCUUCUUAAAGGUACGUGCGAGGUUUUUUUUUUUAAAGUAUAUAUUCAGUGUCAUUACAUGUGUUGGAAAUACCAGCUCGAUUAAUUUAAGAAAAUGCUACAUCUUCUCUGAGUGAUGACGUCACGAAAGUAUGGUCUCGUUAGAUAAUAUAAAAAUGUAAUUCGUUUUCCUGGAUUAAAUGAUUAAAUACUCAGCUGUCAAAGUAAACAAGGUCACAAAAAUCAUAUCUAAAAUAUAGAAUUAAUUAUAAUGAACUAAAUUUCUUGAGAAGUGUUUGACAUGCUUGAAAACGUUUUUUAUCCUUUUAUAUAAUUCGGAUCCCGAAAAUUGCUUUUGCCUUCUCUUAAAAUAAAGCUUUAUGAGUCGUAGAUUUUUUUUUCAACGUUGGUAUAUAUUUAUUUGUAUUUUGCAACAAUAGUUCAAACACCGGUAGUUUUCUUGGCUUCCUUUACUUCAGUCGAGAUUGUUGUUAACCCAUACAGUGUUUUUUUUUUCUUGAAAAUAUAUAUUUCUUUAAUUUUCGACCUGCGAUCAAGAUAAAGUCUAACUAUACCCUUUUCAUUUUAGAUGUGCUAAAAUGAUUCUGAAACCCUUUUUUUAUUAAUGCCGGUGUUAGCAAAAUACAUGUAGCGGUAGUUGAAAUGACUAAUCAGAAAGAUCAUCGGCCUGACGUAGAUUUUAGCAAGAUGAUAGCUUUCUUUUAUAGUCUAUUAUUUCGUAUUUCUGCCAUCACUAUUUCAUACCACUACAGUAUUCAUUCACCAGGGAGAUAUUUCACCGAAUUGAUCGUAAAGAUAAUUGUGCAAGAUAGCAAAAGGGAAUAUGGCAAGCCCAAAAUCCAGUCAGUUAACUCUUUAAACAAAAGGGUUGAGUUAGAUUUGCCCAAUAAUGUGUAAAAUGUGCGGAAGGGAAUAUGCAUGAUGGGUAAAGGGAGAUCAAAUAUGGUGUAUAAUUUAUUCAUUGCUGUGUUGAAAUGUUCCCAUAAAACGUGUAUUUUGUUAUUUUACUGAAUGUUGGACAAAUUUUAAUCGUGUAACAGACUCAUAUGUUUUCAUCUUUUCGCAAAAUUUGGUAAUUUUUUUCCACCUCAGAGGGUGAAUCUUUGCGUCGUUGUUUAUAUCCAAUAUAAUUUUGAUCAUACAUAUUUGGAGACGGCAAAGAUAUUAGCUACUAAUUAAAGGGGAAUUUCACCCACACGAUAAGUUGCUUUUAAUAGAAGCAGAAAAAUUAGAGAAAAAGUGUUGAAGGUUUCAUGAAAAUUUGUCAAAGAAUAACGGAUUUAUGAAGUUUUGAUUUUCUGACGUCACAGUGAGCAGAUCCUUCAUAACCAUGUCUUGUUAUAUAAAUUUAAGAAAAUUCAUUAAAAAAAGAUAAGUGAUUCUAUUUGUGCGGGAAAUAUAUCGUUAACACAUCAUUUGAUCUCCCUUUUAUAAGAAAAACUUUUUUUUAUUCGUAAUUUUCCACUAAAGAAUUUAUGGAAUUAUUUUUUAUUUGGGGGGAUGCUGCUCGCAUAUGACGUAACAAAUUAAAACUUCAAAAAAUAUAAUUCCAUUAUUCCUUAAUGGAUUUUCAUCAAACCUUCAAUAUGUUUUCUCUAUUAAAAACAGGUUAAAAACUUAUAUACGGAAUGUACAUUUCGGCACUUGCACUUUUUUUUUCAAUUUGAUCUAUCGCACAACUGUUUACAGUUUGUAUACUUUUGUUAUUUUUGGCGUGAUGUUUAUAUUUUGAAUUAUGGAAAUAGUGUAAGAUUAUAGGACAUUUAUUGAAAAGUUCUUCCCUGCAAUGUUAAGAAAUUUUCUACUUUAGGCAUAUGAUAUAUAUUUCUAUUCAUUUUCCCUCUCCACACGCAUAAAUUUUGCUGCAGAACAGUAUUUUUGUCUGAAGCAGUCAUUGUUGACCAUUCAGAUUAUUGGAUUGUUUUCAUUGUGUUCAUUCUGUAAAGUAUUUGUUCCUACAUGUAUUUGUUUUAUUUUCCCUAUACACAUAUUGAUUAGAAUUUCUGUUUAAUCACCCAAUCAACCUUGGGACUUUUUCGCACCUUUUCGCGAUAUAGGUGUAGCGGUCUGCCCCCGUCCCUCUCUGUUGUUGUUUUUGUCUAUUGUUAAUAUUUUGUUCAUUUUUACUCGACUAGCUUCUAAAUUAAGAUGUGAUAUUCAAAUAAUAAUUUUAAUUAUUAGUAUAAUUUCAAUUUUCAGUUCUUUACUUUUCUUCUGAAAUAUUCAUGUAUUAUCUCAUUUGAUUUCUUUACUUAUUUUGAAUAAUUUCCAGUUGAUUUCUGCAAUCUUUUUCAUUGAAACCUUUAUGUUUAGUUGAUGUUCUUGUCAUAGAGAGACAAAAUAAUUAGAAUUAAUCAUAUUGAUUUGUAAUUUUUCCCUAUACAAUCACCUUUCUCUGUCUUGUUUCCUGACCACCUUCGCCCCGCCCCUUCCCAAUCCCCUAUUGAGCUCCUUUAUACAAGUACUGUGUUUCUUCUUCGCCCAUGUUUUUUCUUUGCCAUAUCCUUUACCCCAAAAGCCUUCAAAAUAUUAAUGUAUAGUUUUCUUGGGAAGUAUGUCGUUCAAAACGUUAUGCUUAACGGUGCUGUUAUUUACUGAAUGAAUCGGUCAUGUAAAUGCUGCUUCACUUAAUUGACACUCAAAGUUUGAUACACGUUAUGGUCGUUUUCAUAUUUCUUUUGUUAUAUGUUUUUUUCAAGAUGCUCUCAUAUUAGUUAGGUUUGGGGAAAGUGUUAUUGUAACUUUGUGGAUGAAGGAGAGACAUCAAUACUAAGAAAUAGAUUAUUAUCGGAGUUUUAUUCUCUAUAUAGAGUGAUGUUAUUAUAUUGUAAUAGUUGGAUGGAAAGUUAUUUAUGAAGUUUGUAAUGGUUUUCUGAAUAUAGAAUAUUCAUGUCUUUGUAUUGUUGUUGAUGAAUAGUAUUUCUUGUGAGUUGAAUAAAAUGCACAGCAUUUAAAAACCAA
Lytechinus pictus (painted urchin) is the source of this 8902-nucleotide messenger RNA. RefSeq lists its product as uncharacterized. The transcript has a single exon. Gene Ontology annotation, molecular function: chromatin binding. Gene Ontology annotation, cellular component: PRC1 complex; chromatin. Gene Ontology annotation, biological process: negative regulation of transcription by RNA polymerase II. Bases 126 to 3809 code for a protein of 1227 amino acids. The record is from RefSeq and is a predicted model, not a curated record. NCBI's taxonomy places the organism in Eukaryota, Metazoa, Echinodermata, Echinoidea, Temnopleuroida, Toxopneustidae.